Molecule: messenger RNA, 938 nt
Organism: Elaeis guineensis (African oil palm)
Lineage: Eukaryota; Viridiplantae; Streptophyta; Magnoliopsida; Arecales; Arecaceae
Source: RefSeq, a predicted model, not a curated record
AUGAUGUUGUCUGAUGGUGUAGAUGACUGCUUUCUUGCAAUAAUUUGCCACAAUGGGCACGUGGCAUGCUCCUCAUGCUGUGUGAAGCUUUCAAACAAGUGCCAUGUCUGCUCCUUACCCACUGGCCAUAGCCAAUGCCGGCCUCUAGAGAUCGUCAUUGAAGCCAUAAAGAUCCCCUGCCCCCAUUGCACAUUUGGCUGCCGAGAGACCAUCUCCUACAACCAGAAAGACACCCACGAGGAGUCCUGUCCAUUUGCCCCCGGCUCCUGUCCCGUCUUGAGCUGCACCUUUCGAGGCUCCACUGCACUACUUUCGGGCCACAUCCGGAAUGAGCAUCGCUCCACCACCCCCCAGAUCUCUUUCUCUUAUGACCGAUCCUUCAUGGUCGCUCUGCAGCGAAAAGAGCCAUGUUAUGUUCUCCAUGGGGAGGAUGACCGCAUCUUUCUCCUACUCAAUGAAUGCAAUUUUUUUGCCUUAUGGAAUUUACUUUCAAUCGCUUGUAUAAGACCAGGUUCACUGGAGUCGGACUUGGGGUUCAACAUCAUGGUGGAGGGAAAGGGAAGCGAGCUCCAUCUCAAAUCUUCACCCGAGAACAUUAGGGAGUUCAAGGUGGCUUCUGAUGCAGAGAGUUUCCUCUUUGUUCCCCGUGCAAUUAAUGACUCAGCUGGGAUGAUCUCUAUUGAUGUUCUCAUUAGGAAGACGUAGAAUGAUGCUGAUCUCUUGCCGUUUACCUUUGUUUUUUUGUCAUAAUGCUGGUUAGACAGGUCGUCACUUUAUCUAUGUGGAUGUUGGUAAUCAUGCUGCAUCUGGGUUGAGUGCAUAAUUUGCGAUUCACUUAAACGUGCUUCAAGUCGUGUACGUUCUUCAUAGUUUUGUGCUGUUUGGCACCCUUGGCCAUUAAGUGGGACUUGGAAUCCGUCUUAUGCUCCCAUUGAUGC